Phycodurus eques (leafy seadragon) is the source of this 9291-nucleotide messenger RNA. It is a transcript of the gene mast3a, whose product is annotated as microtubule associated serine/threonine kinase 3a. The coding region runs from base 363 to 4556 and encodes 1397 amino acids. The record is from RefSeq and is a predicted model, not a curated record. Gene Ontology annotation, biological process: intracellular signal transduction; peptidyl-serine phosphorylation. Gene Ontology annotation, molecular function: magnesium ion binding; protein binding; protein serine/threonine kinase activity. Lineage: Eukaryota; Metazoa; Chordata; Actinopteri; Syngnathiformes; Syngnathidae. The transcript is spliced from 27 exons.
UGCCGUGACUGGAAACUUUUUUUAUCCGUCUUUAUUUUUUUGUAAGCGUUAUCAGUCGAUAAUGUCGCAUGCCAAUGCGGACAGACUUUUCCUGAAGCGUAACGGGUGACAGGGGAGACCAAGAAGGACGGGACAUGGCCGUAGAAGCGGCUCGUCAUCACCGAGCUGGCGAGCCGCGGGUCUGGCCUCAAUUUUUACCGAAGCUCAACGACGGACUUUCCGCCAUCGGACGCCGCCGACUAACCGAGCUAAGCUACCUGACACCAGCAAGGCUCCACUGGGGGAGGCUCUCUGAGAUGAGUCCCUGGCUGUAGAGGACGCUUCCCGUACUUGGAUUCCCUUUAUCGGUCACCACCACCACCAUGGCGGACCAAAACCAUUACUGGACGGUGCUACCGAGCUACAAAACAAGUUUUGUUACUGGGGCCAUGAUGAAAAGAACCAAAGGCGCCCGUAAUAACAAGAGAAGGAGUUUGGCGGUCGGGACCCCUUCACCCACACUCUCACGACCGCUUUCACCUCUCCCGCUUGCCACAGCUAGCAGCAGCCCUUCAGAAAGCCCCAGAAAUGUGUCUGCAAGCAGCUCUGCUAACUUCCAGUUUGCCCGCAGCCAUCUGGCCCGUACUGAAAGCAGAGGAGAUGGCCGAAGAUGGUCUGUGGCAUCAGUCCCUUCCUCUGGAUACUGUACCAAUGCACCCAGUUCAUCAGUAUCUUCAUCCUCUUCCCAGGAGCUCUUGCAUCAGCUGCCUCUCCAGCCUACUCAAGAUGAUCUCCACUUCCUGUUUAAACAUUUCCGGAGCACGGAAAGUGUGGCAGAUGAAGAAGGACCACACGCUUCACCGCCUGUCAGGCUGCGCUCGCGCAGUCUCAGCCCUGGACGAACCUGUGGAACAUUUGACAAUGAAAUUGUCAUGAUGAAUCAUGUCUAUAAAGAACGCUUUCCCAAGGCAACGGCGCAGAUGGAAGGCCGACUUGUGGACAUUAUCGAAGAGUGUUCGCCUGGAACUACUCUUCCUCUGGCUGAUGGUGUCCUUGGGUUCAUCCAGCACCAGCUGGUGGAACUGGUCCGAGACUGCCUGGACAAGUCCCAGAAAGGCUUGGUCACUUCUCGGUACUUUGUGGAGCUGCAGGAGAAGCUGGAGAAGCUUCUGCAUGAGGCAUAUGAGCGUUCAGAGAGUGAGGAAGUGAUGACCAUUACAAAACUGGUGAAGAAGAUCCUCAUCAUCAUCUCUAGACCUGCCAGGCUCCUGGAAUGUCUGGAGUUUGAUCCCGAGGAGUUCUUCCAGCGUUUGGAGACUGUUGAAGGUCAAGCCAAGGUCAGCCAGGGGAUCAAGACUGAUAUUCCCAGAUACAUUGUCAGCCAGCUUGGCCUCACCAGGGAUCCUCUUGAAGAAAUGGUCCAACUGGAACAAACAAGCCCAAGUCACAGAUCCGCCAGUAGGGAGUCUGAUGAGUCUGGCGAGGCAACACCAACACAGAGCCGUGCAGUUUGCACUCCCCCGCGUAGGAAACCACUGGAGAGUGACUUUGAAACGAUCAAGUUAAUUAGCAAUGGCGCCUAUGGAGCUGUAUUUCUAGUCCGUCACAGGGAAACCCGACAACGCUUUGCCAUGAAAAAGAUCAACCGGCAGAACCUGAUUUUGAGAAACCAGAUUCAGCAGGUGUUUGUGGAACGAGACAUCCUUACCUUUGCUGAAAACCCAUUUGUGGUUUCCAUGUUUUGCUCUUUUGAAACACGGCGGCACCUCUGCAUGGUCAUGGAGUAUGUAGAAGGUGGGGAUUGUGCCAAUCUAUUGAAGAACAUUGGUCCUUUGCCUGUGGACAUGGCACGCAUGUAUUUUGCAGAGACUGUCCUGGCUUUAGAAUAUCUUCACAACUAUGGCAUUGUACACAGAGACCUCAAACCUGACAAUUUGUUAAUCACCUCCAUGGGCCACAUAAAGCUUACAGACUUUGGACUGUCAAAGAUUGGCCUUAUGAACAUGACAACCAAUUUGUAUGAAGGUCACAUUGAGAAGGAUACGAGAGAGUUCAUUGACAAGCAGGUGUGUGGUACCCCAGAGUACAUUGCUCCAGAGGUGAUCCUGCGGCAGGGCUAUGGGAAACCUGUGGACUGGUGGGCUAUGGGCAUUAUCCUGUAUGAGUUCCUUGUGGGCUGCGUGCCUUUCUUUGGAGAUACACCCGAACAGCUCUUUGGUCAGGUGGUCAAUGAUGACAUCAUUUGGCCUGAGGGGGAAGAUGCUCUGCCAGCUGACGCCCAAGACCUUAUCACCAGACUGCUUCGUCAGAGUCCGCUUGAGCGCCUGGGAACUGGUGGAACUACUGAGGUGAAGGUGCACAUGUUCUUCCUGGGACUAGACUGGAAUGGCCUCCUGAGGCAAAAAGCGGAGUUCAUACCACAAUUGGAGACUGAUGAGGACACCAGUUAUUUUGACUCCCGAUCUGAGCGCUACGCUCACCUAGGUUCUGACGACGAUGAUGAAACUAACGACGAUGAAUCCUCUCUUGAACUGCGACAGUUCUCCUCUGUGGCCCAUCGCUUCAGCAAGGUGUACAGCAGCUCAGAGCACCUGUCCACCUCUACACCAUCCAACCAGAGCUUGUCGUCUUCAGAGCGGAGCCAUAGCGAAGAGAAGGAGGACCGAUGGGAGGGGAGAGGUGCCGUUUCCCCUGGUGACGGACACAAGCACCUGGCUAGCGGAGACAGACCCGAUGGACUCAGGGGGAGUUUGCGCCCUCGUGCUUCGUCCAGUUCCUCCCAGUCUGAGCACAGUGCAAGCCCGCUAGUAUUAAACAGUACUCAGAGCCUUGACAUGAUGCCUCGCUUUGCCAUCUCUGCCGAGGAAGACGAUGGCCUGGUCACCAAUCUGCGGCGCAUUCGUCUGCGCAGCAAUAGCACAGGCACCAGACCGUCAUUCCGCAGAGGUGCGUCUAGACGCAUCGCCCACCAACUGGAGACCCCGGAAAAACCCAGGGCUCCAGCUGGAAAAGUCCCCAAGUCUGCCUCAGUCUCUGGACUUUCCCUUGUCAUUACACCAGAUGACUCAGCGGGUCCUCCUUCCAGCCCUAAGUCGUCUUUAUCUCUGUCAUCCAACCCGUCGUCCAGAGACUCAUCCCCCAGUCGGGAUCUUUCCAUCAACAUCAGCUGUCUCAGGCCUCCAGUGGUGAUCCACAGCUCUGGGAAGAGGUUUGGCUUCGCUUUGCGAGCAAUCAGAGUCUACAUGGGAGACAGCGAUGUCUACACAGUUCACCACAUGGUCUGGUGUGUGGAGGAGGGCAGCACAGCACACGAGGCAGGUUUGAGAGCCGGUGAUCUCAUCACACACGUCAACGGGGAAUCUGUACAGGGUCUUGUCCACACUGAGGUGGUAGAGCUUCUGCUUAAGAGUGGCAACAAGGUGACCCUGCAAACCACUGCUUUGGAAAACACUUCUAUCAAAGUGGGCCCCGCCAGAAAGACGAGCUACAAGGCUAAGAUGGCCAGACGCAGCAAAAGAAGCAAAAGGAGAGAUGGGCAGGACAGCCGCCGGCGUAACAUUUUGAAGAAGCUGUCCAAACAUACGCCCCCUCCACCUAUGCAGAGCAGUCGCAGCUUCUCUUCCGGAUUCCACCAGUCAUCCAGCGACAGCCUCUCUGGCUCUCCCACCCAGUCUCUCUCCCCCGGUCCGUCCACUCCCUGCCGCUCCCCUGGUCCUGAACACUCUGGAGAUUCAAGUUCAUCACCCUGCUCCAGUUCCCCUAACUCACCAGUACCACAGGCUCGUCCCAGCUCCCUUCACGUCCUGGGCCGCUACACCAAGGCCGGUCGCUGCAAGUCCACCAGCAGUAUCCCGCCUUCCCCACUGGCCUGCAUCCCACCUCCCCAGCCUCUAUCCCCUCAGUGCUCUCCCUCCUGCCUUCCCAGCCACCCAAAGUCAUUGCAGGGUUUUCAUGGUAAAACGCUGUCCCCUCCCACUAUUGCUCGCCAUUCCGUGCGCCCCCGCAGUGCUGAGCCGCCACGUUCGCCGCUCCUCAAGAGAGUCCAGUCGGCAGAGAAGCUGACUGGUGACAAAACAACAGGCGGGUAUCAUUGUGAGAGGAAAGCCUACAGCACCCGCCGCCAUACCAUGGAGGUGCCUCUGUCUGAAGGCGAAGACGCGGAGGAGGAGGGCGCCACUGGGUUUGUUUGCGUGGGCGAACAUGGCCGCCAAGGGCUGUAUGUCGGGAGCCAAAGAGGCCACCAAGACAUUAUUGGAGGAGGCAACGAGCACCACCGCUCCGCUGCCGCACCACAACACCGGGGCGGUAACCACCACUCCGCAGAGGUGGUGGUGAUGAGGAAGUUGGCUUUGUCCGAGCGCCGGGACUCCUUCAAGAAGCAGGAGGCGGUGCAGGAAGUGAGUUUUGACGAUUUGGACGAGAGGGAAGCCAUGCUUCCCGGCACUCCGUCCAAGACGUUCAAGGCGUCCUGGGUCAACUCUGCUCAGUCAGACUCCAAACUGAAGGUGGGAGGAACAGCAACACAGGAUAAGGCAACACAGCAGAAAGUCAAAUCUAAAGAUAAAGAACGGUUUUAGAUUCAGCCCACCUCACAACAGGUCAAGAUUAACAACCGGUUUCUCCUGGGAGUGUCUGACUUGCCACCAUACACUACUCACAAAAAGUUAGUUUUUGGGCUUUCGAGUGAAGUUUCAGGAUGAUCCUAAAAUGCACUGUAACCUUUAGAGGUGACUUCAAUUUGACCUCUAAACGUUUGAAUGUGUGUGUCCAAUUGUACUAUAUAUAUAUAUAUAUAUAUAUAUAUAUAACACACACACACGUAACUCCCUAUAUAUAUAUAUAUAUAUAUAUAUAUAUAUAUAUAUAAAACACACACACACACACACGUAACUCCCUAUUUUUAAGUACUUGUAAUUUAUUUCUGAACUAUAAUUCUUACAAGAAAUGAACAUGAGAAGAAAGUGUAUUGGAUGGAGUUUUAUAUAAAAUUCGAUAUGGGCGCCAGCAUUAGCCACCAGUUUCUCAAGCCACCUCGGAACCGCAUUAACUGAUUUCACUAGGAACUCUUGUGGGAUGAAAGACAUAACUUCUCGUAUUCGCCCUUCAAGUUCUUCCAAAGUCGUUGGUUUGGUGGAAUAGACUUCCUCUUUUAAUCAUGGAACAUGCACAAAAAAAAUUGAGAAAAAUAUUACAACAUAUGAAUAAAUUCUAAGUAUUUUAAAAUAGGGAGUUACUUUUCAGUCACCCUGUAUAUACACGUGUGUGUGUGUGUGUAUAUAUCCAGCCAUCUAUUUUCUGAGCCGCUUCUCCUCACUAGGGUCGCGGGCGUGCUGGAGCCUAUCCCAGCUAUCUUUGGGCGAGAGGUGGGGUACACCCUGAACCGGUGGUCAGCCAAUCGCAGGGCACAUAGAAACAAACAACCAUUCGCACUGACAUUCACACCUACGGCAAUUUAGAGUCCUCAAUCAACCUACCACGCAUGUUUUUGGGAUGAGGGAGGGAAAAAAAAAACCCACGCAGGCACGGGGAGAACAUACCAACUCCACACAGGCGGGGCUGGGAUUUUAACCCCGGUCCCCAGAACUGUGAGGCAGAUGUGCUAACCAGUCGUCCGGCGUGCGUGUGCGUGUGUGUGUGUGUGUGUGUGUGUGUGUGUGUGUGUGUACACACACACACGUAUGUAUACUAAUUUGAGAAUAUUUGAAUGCACACUUUUUUUAAUGCAUUAAAAUCAAAGACUGACUCAAGUGCAAAAAAAUGUGAUCGGAACAUCCCUACUAAUUUGAGGGUUGCUUACCAACUUUGACAUCUGGCAAAGCAAAUGGAGCACACCCUACCCCAUAACAUGUACAUAAAAUACUAUUUUGUGGCCACAAUCUUCUAAACUGUGGUCACGAAAUAGGUGUAACGUGCGAAAAAAAUACUCAUUUGUGUGUUUAAUAUCAUUCCCAUGAACGACUUAGAUGUCUAGAUAAACGUUUCUAGAGGGGGUGCGCUUGAUUUGUUUACUCAAAUGUCCAGGAAGAAUUUUGGUUUUGUGCGUAUAUUGUGGCAGCAAAUGAGCAUUUUGUGACCACAAAUUAGCAUUUUUGUGCAUGUUAUAUCUGUAUUGUGGCCACAAUGUAAAAUGUUUUACCAGUGUCAUGUCAGCAACCUUAUAUGUGACACACUUAAGCUCAUUGGCUACUUCCUUCUGAGAACAUCCUUGCGAGUCUUCAGACAGGAUGUUCUCAGAGGAAAGUGACCAUUCAGAUUAGACCGUCAUCAGCAGGUUAAAACAGAGAAACUGGAAGUCACAGAACGGCAUAGAAGUGGAUGUUCUUGGGAGUGUUGUGAAUUUUGCUAUUCAGGGCUAAAACAUUGAAAAAAAGUUUGACUUGUGCAUUCAAAAGUUUAGAGCAGGUCAAAUUAAGUUCACUUUUAAAGGUCGAAAUCGCAUUUUAGGUCCAUCCUGAAAUGUCAAAUAAUAUCCCUGAACCUUUUGUGAGUACAGUUGUGUCUGUUCAUCCUGAGACGACCACGUGUCGCCAGACAACUGUGAUCAAGUCGCCGGAUCAUCACAAGCUUGAAAAUGGAUGUUUAUCGGUACCAUACGCAUCCUUCAAUACUGUUAACACAAAUAUGACUGCCUAUCUAUGUUUACUCCCUUGUUGCUUGAUUUCUCUUUGUUUUGAAGACACCCUGUCGCCUUUGAUGGAAUAAUUUUGUAAAUGUAUUUGUAUUUUAAAUGAAAAUGCGUAUUUAUAACUUUCUAUGCUCAUCUUGGUUUUGGUUGCUGGGAUGCUUUAGUGAUUGUUUUGCAACUGUCAAAAAGUGUUCAUACACAAAAGUGUGAUUUUUCUUUUUUUCAGUUUUCAAUAUUUUUGGGAUUUGUGUUGCAUAAAUCCCUGUCCCCGAUGCAACUUUGAAGUCCAUUUUGUGCUGCAUCUCAAGAGGAAGGAAGUUUCUCACUAUUGGAUCUCAUCACUACUUGAUAAGAGGACCACACUUGAAAGCAAAACAUUGGUGCCAAAGCAAGGUUAGCCAUAAAAACCUGACAUGAGUAUAGAAAGCUGUUUGAGCAUUUAUUCUGUAUCCUUGAUAUCCAUCUUAAGGUCAAUGUACUAGUACACUGUUUGUCCUCACUAGUAGGACAACUUUGGCAUACUAGCAGGAGAUCUUCCAGUGAAGCAAAACUGUGCACUAGUUGACGUGUGCUACUGGUACUUUUGUUGAAGUACUAAAUAUUAACUGGUAGAUUUUUUUUCACUAGUAGCACAUGAGGCACGGUGGUGACUGGUUGGAGCGUCACAGUUCUGAGGUUCGGGCUUCAAAUCCCGGCCCCGCCUGUGUGGAGUUUGCAUGUUCUCCCUGUGCCCGCGUGGUUUUUCUCCGGGCACUCCGGUGUCCUCCCACAUCCCAAAAACAUGCAUUGUAGGUUGAUUGAUGACUCUAAAUUACCCAUAGGUGUGAAUGUGUGUGCGAAUGGUUGUUUGAUUAUGUGUGCCCUGCGAUUGGCUGGCGACCAGUUCAGGGUGUACCCCGCCUCCUGCUCGAUGAUAGCUGGCAUAGGCUCCAGCACUCCUGCGACCCUUGUGAGGAUAAGCGGCUCAGAAAAUGGAUUGAUGGAUAGUAGCACAUGCUCAAGCAGCAAGUUGUUUGAGCAUUUAUUCGAUAUCCUUGAUAUCAAGCUUAAAGUCCAUGUUCUAGUACACACUUUGCCAGCACUAGUAAGACAAUUCAGCACCCUUGUAGAAAGACUGGGGUGUGCUAGUAGAAUUACUCUUACUAGUAAGCUUUUGUCCACUACUGCCUUCUUCUACUGUAUGACAUUUCUGCACACUAAUUGGACAACAGCAUGUUACUAGGGAGGCAACUCUACGAAUAGGCCUUUUGGUGUUACUAGUAGGGUGCAGUAGGCUGCUCGUGCAUGACAAAUACCUACUAGUUGGGUAUGGUUGUGUUACUAAGUUAUUAUUGCUUAGAAAUAGGCCAAACGUGUCUUUCAAAAAUCCUAGUAAGACUCAUUCUACUGGUUUGCUGAAUUGUCUUACUAAUGAGGAUAAAGAGCAUACUCGUACAGGGACCGUAAGAUGGACAACAAGGAUAUGGAAUAAAUGCUCAAACUGCUUUCCAUACACAGUAGGUUCUAUUGUACAUAACACGUGUGUUAGCAGCACUUACACUUCUCCCAGCAAUGGUUACAUAUCCUCAUUGUGUGUUUAUCGUUUCGCCCCAUGCUCCUGUCUCUGUCCUCAACACACCUUAAACUAUACCUGUCUUGUCUGUCUGCUUAUAAACAAGUCAUUUGGUGUGAUUGCUUGGUGUGAUACAUUUCAGGGCCGUUUCUGCCUAGAUUAGGGGCGGAGAAAAAAAAUACUGUACAGUGAAUCCCAAAAACUACAAGCAAAUUUUCUUUGGUGUGUAAUAUGGAUGAAUGUUUACAUUUUACUGCAAAUGUGUGUAGGUUAUUAUUAAUAACAAUAUAAAAAAAAUCACAUGGUUAAACCAGAAGUUGUAAAUGAGGAAGUAAAGGAUAGGAGUGUCUUUCCCCCCCUUUAUUGCUCAUUAGGAAGACGUCUUGUAGCAGUAGUACAACAGUGGACCUUAAAACAUCUGCCGAUGGUGUUUUUUGAAAGUGACCUUGUAAGGACCUUCGGCCUGCAAAGUGCGACUAAAGUGGCAGGUUCCUAAUCUGUUUAGAUCAAACUCAAAGGACUGUGCAUGCUUUACAUUCCACCAUAUUAUUCCCACUUUUUUUUUUUUUUAAAUUGCAUUUUUGUAGUACUUAAUUCUGCUCAUGGAAGCUAUUAAAUGCAGAAGCAAAUGUGUUUUAUGGAAUUUGAGAACAUGCAUAGUUGGUGUGUUUGAUACUAUUGCUGUGCUUUCAGGAUUUUAUCUUAUUUUGUACCCGUGAAUUCCCCUAAUUGUAUAGUCAUAUUUUUGUUUGUUUUAAAAAGAAUAAUUUUCCUUGUUUUAAAUUGACAUUUGUCGAAUAAUAAAAUUAAGGACCACAGCAGAAUCCACAGCACAAGUUACCAUAUCAACACAUCCAAAUGUAGCUUUAUUUAAAUUAAAAAAAAGUAAUUGUGUGUGCAUUACACUCCAUAUGAGGUUUUCAACUUUCAUUUUCUCUGUUACUAAAUUGUGUGUUUAUGGUAUAGUUCCCGCACCCAACCACCUUGUCUCCAUGACAACUGGACCUUGUGAAGUUCCUGCUAUGUGGGGAUCUUGUUCAGACUGAUGUGCUGAUUUCUGGUUUUUUUAUUUUUUAUUUGAUUAUCAUUAUUGUCUUAACAAUGCUUGAAAUAAAAUAUUCACCAAAAAAGGAGU